UGGUUACCUCUGGGUCCAAUUAGCCUGGUCUGAGCCCUCCUUCCGGUGAGAGAGAGGUCGGCCCCCAGAGAAAGCGGAAGAGCGCGUUAGCGCGCGCUUCACAAAGUCCCGGUAGCUUGAGGAACUAGGUUGAGUGCCCAAAGGCUGUGAAGUGCGGGAAGGUCAAGACAGAGUGAAAGGGAAGAAGCAUUGAGAGAGCAGGGCCUGCGGGGAGUGGAGAAAUUAAAUAAAACUGCGGAUCCAAAUUAAGAGGCUAGGAUCUGGUGGGUGAGGCCUUGAGGGGCGUGGUCUUUGGGGCCAGGUCUUUUGACAGGUAGAGCCCCUUCCGAGUGGGCAGGACCAUCGCGGGGCGGGUUCUGACUGGAAAUGUCAGUGGUCUCCCUUCUGCGGGGUAGCAUGGGGCAUCGCACUCUAGCCUCCUUCCCGGCCCUAUGGGCCUCCAUCCCCUGUCCACGAUCUGAGCUGCGCCUGGACCUGGUUCUGGCUUCUGGACAGUCUUUCCGGUGGAGGGAGCAAAGCCCUGCGCACUGGAGUGGCGUGCUGGCCGACCAGGUAUGGACCCUGACCCAGACUGAGGAGCAUCUUUACUGCACUGUGUACCGAGGGGACAAGGGCAGGGUUGGCAGGCCCACACUGGAAGAGCUAAAGGCCGUGCAACAGUACUUCCAGCUGGAUGUCAGCCUUGCUCCACUGUAUCACCAUUGGAGUUCCGUGGACCCCCACUUUCAAGAGGUGGCUCAGAAAUUCAAGGGUGUGCGACUCCUGCAACUGGACCCCAUCGAAUGCCUUUUCUCUUUCAUCUGUUCCUCCAACAACAACAUUGCCCGCAUCACUGGCAUGGUGGAACGGCUCUGCCAGACCUUUGGACCUCGGCUCAUCCAGCUUGAUGAUGUCACCUACCAUGGCUUCCCCAGCUUGCAGGCCCUGGCUGGGCCAGAGGUGGAAGCUCAGCUCAGGAAUCUGGGCCUGGGGUACCGUGCCCGCUUUGUGAGUGCCAGUGCCCGAGCCAUCCUGGAAGAACGGGGUGGACUUCCAUGGCUGCAGCAGCUGCGCAAGGCCCCCUAUGAGGAGGCUCACAAGGCCCUCUGCACCCUGCCUGGAGUAGGCACCAAGGUGGCCGACUGCAUCUGCCUGAUGGCGCUAGACAAACCCCAGGCUGUGCCCGUGGACGUCCACGUGUGGCAGAUUGCCCAACGUGACUACAGCUGGCGCCCCACCACCAGCCAGGCCAAGGGCCCGAGCCCCCAGGCCAACAAGGAACUGGGUAACUUUUUCCGGAACCUGUGGGGACCUUAUGCUGGCUGGGCCCAAGCAGUGCUGUUCAGUGCUGACUUGCGCCAACUCCAGCGAGCUCAGGAGCCACCAGCAAAGCGCAGAAAGAGGAACCCAGAGCAAGAGCAGCCUCUGUUCCACCCCCUGUCAGCCAGAAGUGAGAACUCCAGGCCACUCGGGCCAUACAAGGCCACCACAGGGCCUGGGAUGUAGGAAACAGGAAGCAGUGAUCAACUGGCCAGAGGAAGCACCACCCUGGACCCAGCCUCCCCAGCCAGCCAGCCCCACGAAGUGAUCUCCUCUACCUGGCAGCAAGCAUGGUAUGAGAGCCCCAGCUUUCCAACUGAACCCAGCAAAAGAGGAGCUACACCCGGUUUCGUGUAUCAGUCUCAGGGAAGGACUAUGAUGGGCUCUGCUGAACUGACAUGCCUAUGCCUUUACCCCUGUACCUGUUGGCAGAGGAUUAAGGUAUUAUAAAGGGUAAAUGUACUGUCAUGGGCAACCCCACCAGAGUCACAAGGAGUGAAGACGGCUAUAUUGCCCAAAGGAAUAGCAGUGCUGGGCAGGCACAACCAAAAUCCAUCCUAGUCCUGCUCCCAUCAGAAAAAAAAAAUCAGUUAAUAUGUUUUGUUUCUUACUCUUCCAGACUUUUUAUAAUGUGUAUACAUAUACCCAUUUCCUCCUAUAGCCCCCUUCUCCAAUGAGCCCCCAUCUUCAAUGAGCAUAUUUCAAGGUACUAAAAAAGUAAGUCAAAGAAAGUCAAAAUAUAUGGAAACAAGAAAAGAAAAAAGUAAAGGAAGUAAUGCCCUUCUCUCCUUUGUAAUUAAAAAAGGACAAAACAGCUCAGACAUUGCCAUCAGUUCUUGAAUCCAACAGAAAAUUAACCAUUAGAUGUGUGGUCUUCUGAGAUUAGAGAAAAAUGGAAGAAAUCACAAGGAAAAGAUGGACAGGCUUAUAUACAAACAUAAAAACCUUUUUUAUUGAGGUAUA
Messenger RNA from Bubalus bubalis (water buffalo), 2262 nucleotides. RefSeq names its product 8-oxoguanine DNA glycosylase (gene OGG1). Gene Ontology annotation, cellular component: nucleus. Gene Ontology annotation, molecular function: 8-oxo-7,8-dihydroguanine DNA N-glycosylase activity; damaged DNA binding. Gene Ontology annotation, biological process: nucleotide-excision repair; base-excision repair, AP site formation; base-excision repair. The record is from RefSeq and is a predicted model, not a curated record. The transcript has 9 exons. Lineage: Eukaryota; Metazoa; Chordata; Mammalia; Artiodactyla; Bovidae. Bases 367 to 1485 code for a protein of 372 amino acids.